This is a messenger RNA of Pistacia vera, 3957 nucleotides long. RefSeq names its product putative calcium-transporting ATPase 13, plasma membrane-type. The transcript has a single exon. Gene Ontology annotation, biological process: calcium ion transmembrane transport. The record is from RefSeq and is a predicted model, not a curated record. Gene Ontology annotation, cellular component: membrane; intracellular membrane-bounded organelle. Gene Ontology annotation, molecular function: P-type calcium transporter activity; ATP binding. Lineage: Eukaryota; Viridiplantae; Streptophyta; Magnoliopsida; Sapindales; Anacardiaceae. Bases 1 to 3957 code for a protein of 1318 amino acids.
AUGUCCAAAAGGAGAUGGCAGUUGGCUGUAAAAACCAUCUUUUGUUCCAGAAUUCUCCUCUCACUACUGCACGAUGCUCAAGCCAAGAAAAAUAAAUGCUUCAACAUUGAUUUAACAAGUCUCAGUGAGCUUGUCAAGCAGAAAAAUCUAUACCAACUUCAAAAGUAUGGAGGGAUUGAUGGUGUAACUUCCGCUUUGGAAACUGAUCUUGAGAUGGGGAUUCGUGGUGAUGAUGCUGAUAUUGCUCGUCGAUAUGAAAAAUUUGGUUCCAACAAGUAUGAGACACCUCCUGUAAAGAGCUUCUUUCAUUUUCUGAAGGAUGCUCCUAAACAGGUCAUAAAUGUCAUCCAUUUAACUUGUGCAGCCGCUUCUCUUGGAUUUGGCAUUAAAACGCGUGGUCUUAAGGAAGGUUGGUAUGAGGGUGGAAGCAUAUUUGCCGGUGUCAUUGUGUUCAUAUCCAUCUCGGCUGCAAGCAACUUUUACCGAAGCAGACAUUUCAACUUGUUAUCAACAAAAGUAGUACGCAACAAUGUCCAAGUUGAUGUUGUUAGAAACGGAAGGAAGCAGCGAAUGUCUAUGUUUGAGAUUCUCGUGGGAGAUGUAAUUUGCCUCAAGCAUGGAGACCAAGUUCCCGCUGAUGGAUUGUACUUAGAUGGGCACUGUUUGCAAGUGGAUGAAUUAAGCUUAACGGGACAUAGUGAUCGCUAUGUGGCGGUAAAUAGCAGCAACAAUCCAUUCUUGGUUUCUGGAACCAAAGUGUGCAUGGUUGAAGGAGAUGCUUGGAUGCUCGUGACUUCAGUUGGAAACAACACAGUGUUGGGCGAAAUUCUCAACCAUAUGAAUCUUGUCACCAGCGAACAGAUGAAUCCACGAACUCGACUGGAUAACCUAGUCUCAUCUAUGUUUCUGCUUUAUUGUCUCAUUUGUACUUUUAAAAACAUAUUCAGCAUAUUUCAAGAGAACUUAAUUUGCAUUUUGUUUUUACUUGAUGGCCCUGGCUCCCUCAGCAAACUCAAUAGAACACAUCGCUUGACUUUUCCCAACAUAUAUCGUUCCAUAAUACAGCCGUUUCUUUCAAAAAAAGCUGUAGCCAAGAAUCACUGUACAUCUUCCACCGUUAAUGACAAUGUUAAUUUGGGCAAUAACUUCUUCAAGAUUGAUCGAAAAAGUCUCACUCAGCUUUUCCAGGAGAAAAAUUUCGAUCGACUUCAAGAGUUUGGAGGAAUUGUUGGAAUGGCUCAUGCCUUGUAUACGGAUGUAGACAAAGGGAUUCGCGGUGAUGUCGAAGACGUUGCACGCCGACUUGAGGCCUUUGGUUCCAACGAAUAUGAGAAACCGCCAUCCAAGAGCUUCUUGUAUAUUUUUGUGGAAGCUCUUAAGGAUCCAACAAUUAUCAUCCUCUUAAUUUGUGCUUCAUUGACUCUUUUUUUGGGCAUUAAAAGGCAUGGCCUGAAACAAGGGUGGUAUGAUGGUGGAAGCAUAUAUAUAUCUGUCGUUCUUGAUACUGCUGUCUCUUCUAUAAGUAACUUCAGGCAGAACAAACAAUUUUAUGAGUUCCCGGAAGUCGACAACAAUAGGAAAAUUGAUGUUGUCAGAGGCGAGAAGCUCCAACAAAUAUCAGUUGUCCAGAUUGUCGUUGGAGAUGCAAUUUUUUUAAAGACUGGAGACAAAAUUCCUGCCGAUGGUUUGUUCUUAGAUGGAUCUUCGUUGCAAGUGGCCGAAUCAAUCAUGUCAUGGCAAAGUGAUCUGAUGGAAGUAAAAAGCAGUCAGAAUCCAUUCUUGUUUUCUGGCACCAUGGUGGUCAACGGGCAUGCUCGAAUGCUUGUUACUUGUGUAGGUAUGAACACAGUAUGGGGCAAGAAAAUGAGUCAAAUCAGCCAAAUCACCGGUGAAGAAAAUUUAUUGCAAGCUCAGCUCAAUGAGCAAACCUCUCAAAUAAGUAAGGUUGGGUUAUUAGCUGGUUCAAAAGCUCUUCUAGUCUUGUUGGCUCUCUACUUCAAAGGUGGACACAAAAAACAAGAUCUCAAUGGCAACAAUACAGAAGUUGAUAACAUAGUGAAUGCUGUGAUGGGGAAUAUACCUACAGCAAUUACUGUUGCGUUAGCUGCAAUUCCAGAGGGUUUGCCGUUGGUUGUUAUAUUUGCUCUUGCUUAUUCAACGAAGAGAAUGAUGGCGAAACUGGCAGUGGUGCGGAAUAUUGCUGGUUGUAGGACCAUGGGUUCUGUCACAACCAUAUGCACUAACAAAACAGGAAUACUGUCGCUCACCAAGAUGAAAGUGACAAGGUUCUGGCUAGGCCAAGAAUUAAUUGAGGAGGGUUCUGCUGAUUCAUUAAUUUCUUCAAAUCUUCUUGAAUUACUAAAGCAAGGUGUUGCUCUAAAUACAACAUGGACUGUCAACAGGACAACUUCAGGAUCUGAAUUCAAAUUCUCAGGCAGUCCUACUGAAGAAGCAAUUCUUUCUUGGGCUGUCUUGGAAAUGAAAAUGGACGUGGAAGAAGUGCAACGGAGUUGUUCUAUAAUGAGCCUCGAAGCCUUCAAUUCACAGAAGAAACGAAGUGGGAUUUUGAUAAAGAAGGCUGACAACAUAAUCCACAUGCAUUGGAAGGGAGCAGCCAAGAUAAUUCUAGCAAUGUGCUCAAAUUACUACGAUACUUCUGGAGUCGUGAAAGAUCUGGAUGUUCACACAAGGAAGAAAUUCGAGUUAAUUAUUGAAGAUAUGGGAGCUAGUAGCCUUCGAUGCAUUGCUUUUGCGCAUAAGCAAGUUUCAGAAGAAAAGUUAGAAGGCACAAAUGAACAGAAAGAGCUAAAUGAUCAAGGUUUGAGCCUAAUAGGACUUUUGGGUAUCGAUAACCCAUGUCCGCAAGAGGUCAAGAAAGCUGUUGCAAGUUGCCAAUUAGCCGGAGUGAACAUCAAAAUGAUCACAUCUGACAAUGUUUCCACUGCAAAAGCCGUAGCCACUGAAUGUGGGAUACUCAAGUCAAAUGAAUACACGUCAAACAAAGCAGUUGUAGAAGGAGAGGAAUUUAGAAACUAUACACCAGAAGAAAGAAUGGAGAAAGUUGACAAAAUCUGUGUGAUGGCGAAAUCUUCUCCCUUGGACAGACUUCUCAUGGUUCAAUGCUUGAAACAGAAAGGUCAUGUGGUUGCAGUCUGCUCAAGCAAUCGGGCCAAUGAUCAACAAGCAGUGAAAGAAGCUGAUAUAGGACUCAAUCUGAGGACUCAUCGAGGCGCUUUUGGAGCUGAAGAGAAUUCUCAUUUCAUUAUUUUUGAUGGUAAUUUUGCGUCUGUAGCGACAAUUUGGAGGUGGGGGAGAUGCAUUCACAUCAAUAUCCAGCAAUUCAUUGAGUUUAGGCUCGCUGGAUAUCUGACUGCUCUUGUAACCAACUUUGUGACGACACUGUCCUCAAGAGAAGAACCUUUGACACCAGCUGAAUUACUAUGGACACAAUUAAUCAUGGACACAUCAGGUGCUUUGGCUCUUGCUACAAAGCCGCAUUCUGACGAGGAGCUUGUGAAGAAGAAACCGUCCUCGGAUCUUACAGGACCAUUUAUAACAAAAACUAUGUGGAGAAACCUACUAGCUCAAGCUUUGUAUCAAACGGUUGUCCUCUUAACCUUGCGGUUUAAAGGCGAACCAAUUUUUGGUGUAAGUAAAAAGGUAAGACGUACCAUGGUCUUCAACAGUUUUGUCCUUUGCCAGGUCUUGAAUCUGGUUAAUAUAAGGAAAUGGUAUAAGAAGAAUGUGUUAAAGUGGAUACUAAAGGACAAGAUAUUUGUGUUGACAAUGGGAGUGACAAUUGUCCUUCAAUGGGCAAUGGUGGAAGUUUCAAAGAAGUUUGCAAACACAGCGAGUCUGGAUUUGGAGCAGUGGGGUACAUGUAUUGGAGUGGCAGCUGUUUCUUGGCUAAUUGAUUGGGUUGUCAAGAGCAUACCAGUCACGGACAAGCCGAUUUAG